UCAACUGUAAACAACAAUAUACUUAGCAAAAAAUGAAUAUUCUCAUCAAAGUUCUCGUCUUCUUCUUUAUCCUGCUCUCCUCUUCGUACCUCUCGUCAAGCUCACAACAAGAGCCAUGCGUGAAAUCGGUUUGCGCUAUCCGCGAGCCGGAAAUCCGAUUCCCGUUCCGGAUAAGUAACCGCCAAUCCAAGCUAUGCGGCUAUCCGGGUUUUGACGUAUCCUGCGGCAAGAAGAACCAAACACUCCUCAACCUCCCUUAUUCCGGACAAUUCACCGUCCAAGGAAUAGACUACGCCUCGCAAGAGAUGUGGAUAAACGACCCAAACAACUGCCUUGCCAAGCGAAUCCUCUCCCUCAACCUCUCCGGUUCGCCUUUCUACGGUGGUUACAACCAGGAUUUCGCUUUCUUUAACUGCUCCUCGGAUUUCUCGAGCUACGGUUCGUUGAACUCGAUUGGCUGCCUCAGUGGGCCCACGUUCUGGGUGUUUGCUACGGCGUCGUUGAGGGUGACGGAGUUUCUGUCACCGAGGUGUCAAUUGAUCGGGACCUUUCCGGUCCCGGUUGACUGGCCGAAUUACGAGGAAGUGUUGUCGUCGGAGCUCAGUGACCAUCUACGUCUCGCAUGGGAUGUUCCCGCGUGCGGAAGAUGCGAGUCCCGAGGUGGCCGUUGUGGGUUUAAGGCCAAUUCUACUAAAGAAGUUGUCUGCUCAAAUGUUCCUGAAACCGGAAUUCCUAGGACUGCCCGGUAUGCAGUAGCCGUAGGAGUUGGUGUGCCGGUGAUCUUGUGCUUUGUGGGGCUACUAUGUUUCAUCUGUGGGAGGGUCAAGACCUUUGCUUUAAGAAAUGGGCCUAUUGCGGAGUUCAACUCCACGGUGGCCCCGCAGCCCACAAUUGUUAUGGGCCUUGAUGGGCCGACACUUGAGUCGUACCCAAAGAUAGUGCUUGGUGAAAGUCGACGGCUGCCCAAGCCCGAUGACAAAACGUGCCCAAUAUGCUUGUCCGAGUACCGGCCCAAGGAGAUUCUUAAGACCAUACCGGAAUGCCAACAUUGCUUCCAUUCUGAUUGCAUUGAUGAAUGGCUCAGAUUAAACGCUUCGUGCCCAAUUUGCAGGAAAUCCCCUGAGCGGGCAACACCUGAAAAUGUUUGAAUUUUGAUGAUAAAAUAGUUUUUUUUUUUUUGUUUUUUUG
This is a messenger RNA of Morus notabilis, 1188 nucleotides long. RefSeq names its product RING-H2 finger protein ATL20. The record is from RefSeq and is a predicted model, not a curated record. Lineage: Eukaryota; Viridiplantae; Streptophyta; Magnoliopsida; Rosales; Moraceae. The coding region runs from base 33 to 1148 and encodes 371 amino acids. Gene Ontology annotation, molecular function: polysaccharide binding. The transcript has 2 exons.